Messenger RNA from Magnusiomyces paraingens, 249 nucleotides. RefSeq lists its product as uncharacterized. The coding region runs from base 1 to 249 and encodes 82 amino acids. The transcript has a single exon. The record is from RefSeq and is a predicted model, not a curated record. Lineage: Eukaryota; Fungi; Ascomycota; Dipodascomycetes; Dipodascales; Dipodascaceae.
AUGAGUACAGCCGAUGCCAUUAAUUCAUCUGGUUCGCGUCAAAACUCUUCCGAACCCUCAUCUAUACCUGUACGCCAUCCUUCCAGUGUUUCUACUCUUGAACCGCAAUGGCUGCGCAACCGUAAACUGACUGUGCUGUACUACCGUUCGUGCGGUAUGCCAGUAGCUGACAUUGCAGCCCGGGUUGGGAUCCAGGCCAGCCAUGUACGCCGGUAUCUUGACGAGAUUCUUGCAUCCAAUUCCAUUUGA